Messenger RNA from Iphiclides podalirius (scarce swallowtail), 1485 nucleotides. The record is from the annotation of a GenBank genome assembly. Lineage: Eukaryota; Metazoa; Arthropoda; Insecta; Lepidoptera; Papilionidae.
AUGGGUAAAAAGAAGAACAAAAACAAAGUGAGCGGGGCUGUAAAAACUGCCGCUAAAACAGAGAAAAAGCUUGCAAAUAAGCUCAAAAAAGAACUUGCAAAUUUGGGCGAGGAGGACAUAGCUAAAGUUGUAGCACAAAUAGAGCGUGAGGAGGCAAAACGGGCAGCAGCCGUUGAAAAAGCAUUGCCAGGACCACCAUCAGCCAGAGCAUACGCAACUCUCACACCGCAUCCCAUUAAUAAUGAGCUAAUUUUAUUUGGAGGAGAAUAUCAUAACGGUCAAAAGACCGAGGUGUAUAAUGAGCUGUUAUUCUACAACCCAGUAAACAACACUUGGAAACUGGUGAAGGCACCAGGUGCACCACCACCACGGAGUGGCCACCAAACAGUUGCAACCCCGGCCAACAAAGGUGAGCUUUGGGUGUUUGGUGGGGAAUUUACAAGUCGAUCAGAAACACAGUUCUAUCAUUACAAAGAUCUAUGGUGUUUCUCCCUCGCAGAAAAGAAAUGGGAAAAGGUGGUGGCUCCGAACGGGCCUUCGCCCCGCUCCGGCCACCGGAUGGCGCUGCUGGGGCGGAGGCUGGUGGUCUUCGGCGGCUACGCGGACGACGGGCGCGAGUGCCGCUACUUCGACGACCUGCACGCGUUCUGCCUGGACUCCAGGAGCUGGCAGCGGGUCAGCGCCGGCGGCCGCGGCCCCAGCGCCAGGUCCGCCUGCGUCAUGCUCCCCGCCGGGAACGACUCCCUCAUAGUGUACGGCGGCUUCUCGCGUGUGCGCGAGGGGCGUACAGAGCGCACGCACACACACACGGACAUGUUCCGGCUGGCCCACAAGGGCGGCGCGUGGACGUGGCGCCCGCUCGCCGGCGGCGGGCGGCCGGCGCGCGCUGGCCUCGCGGCGGCGGCCAACACGCAGGCGAAUAGGGCCUAUGUGUUCGGCGGAAUAAGCGACGUCGAAGAGACAGAGGAGGAGCUCCUCGGCGAAAUGAGCGACGAACUGACCCUCCUCGACCUGGAGACGGGCCGAUGGCACAACGUGACGUUGCGGGCUGAACAGCAAAGCUCGGCUCCAGCUCAGCCCCAGGAGAUAGCUGAGGACCCACCGGCGGAACCAGUGACCGUGAUAGAGGACGGCGUGUUUACUGUGACGCUGGGAGGGGCGCCGGCGGGGCAGGGGGUGGGCAGGGCGGUGGAGGGGCACGGGAGGGAGGGGCCGACGCGCAAGGGGGGGCCCGCGGCGAGAAUGUCCGCCAUGAUGGCCGCCCACCGCUCCACCCUCUUCGUCUACGGCGGCGUGUUAGAAAGGGACGACAAGCAGUUCUACCUCAGCGACAUGUAUAGCUUAGACUUGCACAAAUUGAACGACUGGAAGACGCUAAUAGAGCAGCCCCCGUUGCCCGACUGGUUGGGCUCCGACUCGGAAGAGUACUCAGGUUCCGACGGGUCCAGCGAGGAGUCAAGCGACAGCGACCAGUCCGAAGACGAG